AUGGAUCAAGUGGAUGCUGAGAGCGUGUCCAUGGGCGCCGUCCGCAAUCCCGCUCUCCUCGCAAGCACGUCUAUUCUGGGGCUGGCAGUUAUCCUGCUUUUCUAUUUUUUAAGACGAAAGCGUACAACCAAGAUCCCAGCGGAUGGCCUCUUCGACUUGCAGCUGCUGGGCAGAUUUAACGGCGUGACGGGACCAAUUUUCAUGGGCGUUUGUGGCAAAGUCGUGAAUGUAUCCAGCAGUGAGAACAUCACCGUUGGCGAGGGCUACGGGCGACUCUGGGCGGGCAAGGAUGCGACCUUUGCCUUGGCCACGCUUUCCUUGAAGCCGGAGGAUGCAAACAAACUCGACUUCACCUUGGCUCAGUUCACUGAAGACCAGCGAAAGGCUCUUGCCGGCUGGUACAAGCACUUCACUGUGAAAUAUCCUGUUGUCGGCCGUCUUCGUGAAUAUGACGGCUGGGACUUCUCAGAAAUCGAGAAGCAGGCGGAAAAGGAAACCCCGUUUGGUUUGGGAAAGGACGAGCAGAAGGCAGCAACCGGUGCAGACGAACCUGUCCUGCUAAGACCUGGCGACAAGGUCAAGCUGCAGGGUACCGCAGAUGACAAGUUGGAUGGGAAGAUUGGUGUGCUCAGAAAACUUGAUGCCGCCACUGGCAAAUUCGAGGUCGCUCUGGUGGAUGAGGACUCUUCGGUGCUGGUCAAGCCAAACCAGAUCUCCAAGAUCUGA
Molecule: messenger RNA, 726 nt
Organism: Symbiodinium necroappetens
Lineage: Eukaryota; Dinophyceae; Suessiales; Symbiodiniaceae
Source: the annotation of a GenBank genome assembly